Messenger RNA from Funneliformis geosporum, 2604 nucleotides. The record is from the annotation of a GenBank genome assembly. Lineage: Eukaryota; Fungi; Glomeromycota; Glomeromycetes; Glomerales; Glomeraceae.
AUGGGUGGAAAAAAUAGUCUUGAAGCAUUAAAUGCUGGUUCUGAAGACGAAUGUGCAACAAUUAUAAGUGAAGAUUCUGAAGCAGAAAAAGAAAGAACUGGAUAUUCAAGUCAAAUAGAAGAUAAGAAAAUUGAAAAAGAUAUAACCUGUUUGAUUGAAAAUAAGGGCAAACGUGGAAGAUCUCACCCGUCUUUUGAAGGCGAUUAUAACGAUUUCGAUGAUGGAUCUGAAUUAAGUUCGGUGGGUUCAAAAGACGAUGAUUUGGAUAGUGACAGUGAAUAUAAAGAGGAGGAGGAAGAUGAUGAUUUAGCAAGGGCUGGGCCAAGUAGAACUGCUCAACCAAAAAGAAGAGGUCGCCCAGCAAAAAAGCAACAACUUUCUAAAGAUAGUGAUGAUGAUGAAGAAUAUAAAUCUAUAGGAUAUGCAGUAUCUAGAAAAAAUAGUGUAGUUAGUAAAACAGUUGGUAAACCUAGAGGAAGAAAACCAGGGAAACCGGGAAGACCAGCUGCACAAAAAGGUAAACCUGAUAUCGAUGAAAAUGACGUCUAUGCUAGAGACAGAGCAGGACAAACUAAUUUACAUCGAGCUUGUCAAGAAGGAAAUUUAGAAAGAGUUAUGGAUUUAAUAAAGAGAGGUUCAGACAUUAAUGCUCAAGAUCAUGCAGGAUGGACGUCACUUCAUGAAGCUGCCUUGGCUGGGUAUUUGGAAAUUGUUCAAUUUCUUUUAGAACAGGGUGCGGAAGUUAAUGCUGCUUCAUUUGAAGAUGGUGACACACCUUUACAUGACGCAAGUGCCAAAGGCCAUGCAGAAGUUGUCUGGGCUUUAAUGCAAUAUGGUGCAGAUCCGGAAAAAACAAAUGUAAAAGAGGAAAUGCCCGAAGAUCACGCAAUGGAUGAUCGAGUAAUAGAUUAUUUGAGGACAUCUGUUGAAAUAGUCAGAACCCCCGUGAAUCAAACUAAUAAACAAGGACAAUUACAGGAUAAAAAGUCAAAGGAUGAAGAUAACAGUCGAAUUGGUGAUUCAAUAUUACCUAGAAAUCAAAGGAAGAGACCACAUUUUAUGAGGAACUUUCAACCUUCAAAAGAACAAGAGACAAAAAAACAAUCGAGCGGGGGAAAACGUGGAAGGCCACGUAUCAGACGUGAUGAUAAUAGCAGUGAUAACUUAAGGUCUAAUAUUUAUCCGACAGGUAACAGAAGACGCUCCUUCAGAGACGGUAGAAAGUUAAAUGGGGAAACACAUAAUAACGGUGCAAGAGCGUUUACUUCAGCAAAUGAUGUUUUGAGAAUGGACCUUCGAUUUAAAGAUCCAUCAACUGGUCGAACGAACCUUCACUUGAACGCAAAACGUGGUAAUAGUGAAAUGGUUGCAAACAUGAUCGAGGCUGGGGCUCUAAUUAAUGCUAAAGAUCAUAAUGGACGUACCGCUUUGCAUGAAGCAGCUUAUGAAGGUCAUACUACUACUGUUGAAAUCCUAAUAGCUUUAGGUGCAGAUGUUAAUAUCAAAGAUCACAAACAACAUACUCCACUUCAUGAUGCAUCGCAUAAGGGUCAUGGUGAUGUUGUAAAUAUACUAUUGGCCAAUAAUGCUAAACCUGAUGAUAAAAAUAUUGAUGGUAAAACCCCACUUGAUAUGGCUCGUAGAAGAAAAGAUAUUGUGGAAUUACUCUGUGAUUCCCUUGAAUUGGAUCCCGAUGAAUAUUCGGGUACUCAAACCGACAACACACCAUCCCAAGUGCGAAUUGAAUCAGAUGAUGAUGACAGGAUGUUAUCGGGCGAAGAAUCUUUCGAGGAGUCGUCAAUACCUAACACAAAGAAAAUAAAAGUGAAUCAUACAGUAAAUACAGAGGUGGAACCAAUGGAACUAGUAAAUGUUCAGGAAAAUACAAAUUCAAUUCUUAAAAUAUCCAACAGUGAUGUUGGUCCAUUUUAUACGGUACAAUUAGUCACAGAUCGUCCAGGAUUUCCAAUAGCCGCAACGGCGGAACCUUCAAGUUCUCCUUUGUUUGUUGUCGAUUUCCAAGUGGAACUGUUUUUACAAUAUCCAUUAUCCACCUUAUUGGAAAAACAUCCAAAUCUAGUUCAAAGAGAAGUUACCUCUAUAGAAAAGGAAAGAUUAUGGCCUUGUCUUCGUUCAAUUGUAUGGGUUCCGCCGAAAUGUAAACGUCCUUCAGAGCUUGGAGCAUUAGAAGCAGUACAGAGGGAGAGAUUCCUAAUACAUAAAAUGCAUUUUGUAAAGUUUGAUCAAAUUAUCGAGGUUGCUAAUCUUCCUCAAGAGGUGAUACCACCAACAAUACCAUUGGAUAUAUCAGAUUACACAAACAAUGAGAUGGAAGACUCCGAUGAUUUAAAUUGUGAAGAUGAUGAUAAGAAUGAUUGUAAUGUUAUGGAGGUUGACUUCGCUUCCAAAUUACCACUUACACCCACUUCACCAACCACACCACAAUCCCAAUGGGUAGUUCCCAUGACAGAGACAAAUCCAAUACAACAAAAGAUCAAGAAUAGUCAACUUAAGACUUCAUCUGGAAUAAUAAAGAGAAGUUACUUCAAUCCUUCGCUUAAAUUAGAAUUAAAAGUUGGAUCAAUAGAGAACUUGAAUAAAUAA